AGCGCAGGGGAGUUCCACUAGGAUAUCAUGCUCAGCAGGGUACUACCUGGAUAUCACGUCUGGGUCCUGGAAAUGUCCGGGGGGUUGGGGUUGCAGUGGUAGUCGAAAUGUCCAUUCCCAAAUGGAUUCUAACUGUAAUUAUCCUAUUGGCAGUAGCUGUACUAUAUAUGCCACCAACACCUGGCUGGGUGGAAAUCCAUGUUCAGGGUGUACUAAAUCAUUGGUGUGGUAUUACAGUUGCAGAACAAUAUGGAGUGGAUGGGGGUCAUGGUCGUCCUGUCCCGGGGACUGCUCGACUCAGUCAAUAGUUAGAUACAGAUCUUGUGUCAGGCCAGGGGGAGGAUGUGGAACAGCUCCCUCACAAUCAAUGGGCUGUCUAACAUACGGCUGUACUUCAUCCUCUGAAAUCAGCAGAUCUACCCCAAAUGACUACACCUAUUACGCCUUAUCAACAAGUUGUUUCCUUGCCUUGGGGAGGACAUCCUUUACUUUUAGAGCCAAGGCUAACAAUGACCUUCACUUGAUGUUGAAUACCCAUGACAAUUCCUCUAGUGGUUCUUACUAUGAAUUCAUCAUUGCCGGAUGGAGUAACACCAAGUCUGUAUUAAGGAUCGAUGGAACUCAGUGUGAUGAACAUUUAGAAUUACUUCUUAGCCAAUCCUGGUACGACACUUUCUGGAUUUCUUGGUCUGGGACCACAAUCCGAAUGGGCACUGGAACGACAGUCGGCAGCAGCGUAAAAUUGAGUUGUACACAUUCACCGAGACACGAUGUCAAAUAUAUCUGGAUCAAAACAGCAUGGGGGUCCUCAGGUCAAUGGAGGUUCCCUAACGAUGUUUCCUGUACCCAUGAAUUAAACAGUAACGUGAACGUUCCCACAAGUGCUACAGGUUGUAAUGGAGUCAGCACUUACGCAUGUAACUCAGGAUACAAACAGGUUGCUGGGAACACACAGCGUACAUGUUACGGAAAGUUCUGGACGGGAUACCCACUUGUCUGUUCCGUUUCGACCUGCAAGAUUGACAUCCUGUUUAUUAUAGAGGCUUCCUCAUACACCUCUUCUAUUUACUCUGAAUUAGUAUCGGUUAUUGGUGAUUUGGUGAGGACUAUGCAAAUUUCAACCAGUAAUGUACAAGUUGGGGUGAUAUCCUAUGAUAAUGCUAUCGACCAAAAUUUCAAGUUUAAUGUUUACACUACAGCGUCGUCGUUGGACACCGCAAUUACGGCAUUAACAAUACCAAGCGCCUCUACAACGACUAACCUGGCCGAGGCAUUACGUGUUGCAUUUUACGAUUUUGUUAAAUUGUCAAAUGGAAACAGAUUUCAAGCAUAUAAAUAUUUCGUUAUUGUUGGUAAAUCAAGCCCUACACAUCCCUGUGCAGACAUCGGACUCAAUAUACGACAGGUGGCAAAAAACCAGGUGUUCGGAAUCGGUAUAUCCCCUACCACGACAUUGGCCAAUGAUCUUAAGUCCGCCGCUGGAAGUACUGUUAGGUACGUUCAGGCAACCUCCCCAGCAGACCUAGCUACACAAUUCAACACCGUUCUUACAAAAAUCGCUGUCUGUCCAACGUCUGCUUUUCCUGGUCCUACGUCAGUAGCUUGCAAGCUUGACAUAGUUUUCAUCGUUGAAAAUUUUAAUCUUCGCUUUAUAAAAAGAUUUGUGGCGGAAUUAGUCGAGGAUCUACCGAUUUCUUCAACUGGCGUCAGGGUAGGUUUUGUGGUAUUUGAUAACGGAGCAAGAACCGAGUUUGGACUUGCUGCUCAUACCAGCUCCGAGGCCGUCAAAAGGACAAUUGAAGGCAUUUCAGAGACGUCUAGCAGCUAUCAUUAUGUAGAUAAGGGAUUAAUUCAUGCUCGUGACAACGUCUUCACGGUUGCUGGUGGAGAUCGCGCGGAUGCUGUUAAUUAUUAUGUCUUUAUUGUGGGGCCAUAUUACAGUGAACCAAUCACAACAGCAAGGAUCAUUAGAAGUAGUAGGGACAAUAUCAUAUUUGGCGUUCAUAUUGGGACAAGUUACGCGACGACUUACAAGGAGACUGUUGGAUCCUGUGGAGAUUACUCUAAAUAUACAAAUAUAAAUUUCUAUAACAACUUAAUAAACAUUAAAAAUACAGUGAAAGGACAACUUACCACCUGUUAUCAGCCUCCAGUAUACACACAAGCUUGUAAACUUGAUAUAGCCUUCAUCAUCGAUGAUACGAUUGCUGUUACCGCUACUCACUUCAUGGAAAUGAAAACUGCACUUGAAGUUUUUGUCAGUAAAAUGCUUAUUGGUGAUAAUGCAAUAAGAAUAGGAAUAGUAACUUUUGGUGACGGAGCCACAACCGCCUUUCCGCUAAACCAGUACUCCAAUGCAUCUGACUUGAUCAGUGCCAUAAACGCUCUUACACAAGGAAAUCCUACUUAUAAUAGAAAUCACCGGUAUGUAGAAAAAGCCAUCACGUUUACGACGUUGAGCUUCUUCACGCAAGGCAACGGAGACCGUGAUGAUUCAAUGAAUUAUUACGUCGUACUUACAUACGGGGGUACCUCUGGAUCUAAUUUUACAGAAUAUGGAAGAGCAGUGCUACAUAAUUCCUCGAUGGAUAUUUUCAUUCUAGGUGUUAAUGUUCCUCCGAGCGAUGAAGCUGAUUAUCAGGGAGGUGUCAUCUCAGGGAGAUACAUGGGGGCUACCAGUUUCGCCACCCAUCAGUGUGACAACAAUGUGUUCUUAACCAUCACCCAAUGUACACGACCAGCUGAUACUACCACUACUGAUACAACUAGUGCUACUACUACUAGUACUGAUAGAACUGCCACCACUACUGAUACGGCUGCUACUCCUAUUUCUACUACAGAUACUUCUACUCUUACAAAUGAUAUAUCAACAACUACUGGUACAUCUACAAGCAACAGCAUUACUUCUGCUGGGGAAACUGCAGCUUCCGCUAUAACUUCAGUGAAUGGUACGUUUGAUGAGCAGACUCAAAGCUCAAAUGUGAAUAUAAACACCAUUGUAAUCAUCGUCGUCGUAAUUGUAUCUCUGGUGAUAGUAACAGCUGUAUCUGUCUUAGUAUAUAAAAGAUUCAUCAGUCUAAAGAAUAAAGAGUGUGUUACACUACAACAAGGAUACUCACUGCAUAGAUCUUGCCAUUCAGGGUACUACCUAGAAAUCACAUCAGGGAUUUGGCGGUGUAAAUAUAGUUGGUACUGCUCUAGUAGUUUGUCCGUCAAUCACAGAAUGAAUUCCCAAUGUAAUUAUGGCACUUCUUGUACUAUAUGGGCAACCAGCUCCUGGCUUGGUGGAGAUCCGUGCUCUGGAUGCCUUAAAACUUUGGUGUGGUACGAUACCUGUAAAUCGAAUUGGGGACUUUGGGGACCAUGGUCGUCAUGUCCCUUUGACUGUUUUUCUCAAAAUGUAAUUAGAAACAAGACAUGUGUUAAACCAAAUGGAGGAUGCGGGUCGUCUCCUUCAAUUUCCACAUCAUGUCUCCGUAUUGGGUGUACUUCUUCUACGGAAAUCAGCAUUACUACUCCAGGUGAAAACACAUACCUUAGUCUAACUCCCAAGUGUUUUGUGGCCAUAGGAAGAACGUCUUUCAUCUUCAGAGCCAGGGCAAACCGCGACCUGUACUUAGCACUGACUAGCAGUGACUGUGUCAACUGCGGCUCACAGUAUGAAAUUCACCUUGGUGGACAGAACAAUACAAUUUCAAAAAUCAAAAUCGGUAUAGAUGGAACUGAUUGUGCUUCGCUGAGGAGAGUCAUUUUGAGUCAAAUAUACUUUUAUACUUUCUGGGUCUCAUGGACUGGAAGUGUUCUUAGAGUGGGCACAGGCAACACUGUCAACAGGAAUAUUUUCAUGUCAUGUUCACAAUCAACUCCAUAUGACAUCAAAUAUGUUAUGAUCAGGACGGGAUUGGGUUCAUCUGGUGAAUGGAGAUUCCCUAAUGAUAUUGCAUGUACACAGGAGACGACUAAAAAUGUUAAAGUCAUAACUGAUAACUCAUCUUGUCAUGGAGUCAGUCACUACGCAUGUGCAUCUCCAUAUAUCCCGAUUGAUGGAAACACACAGCGCACGUGUGGUCCAGGGAAAGUUUGGUCAGGACAUCCUCUGACUUGUUCAGAAAAUGAGAGUGCGACCGUGAAUACAAUCUUCGUUGUUAUCGCAUCUGUGAUACCAGGACUUGCCAUAUGUUUUAUUGCCAUCUACUAUAUGUGUAGAGGACUUAAAGGUGUGAAGAAUGAAGUGAUCCAGAAAGGUGAAAGAGCAAUACCGCCCUCCUGUAACGAUUAUGACGAAAUUGAAGGACCUUAUGAAGUCAAUAACUAUGAAAACUUCCCCACAGGCCAAGAUGGUUUUGAUAUGAGACCUGUUUACCAAAACUCCCAACUCGAAGACAAUGAGGAUGCGAAUGAAUACAUGUACCAUGAGAUUAGUUCCGAAGGAGCUUCUGUUGCAGCCAUAUCAAAUCCAGGAAUAACGGAAUAUGAUAAUUUUUAUUUAAAUUUGAGCGAAGAAAGCUAGAAUAUGCUGGAUCUGAGAAUGUAAUAUUUUAAUAUAAUAUUGGGUAAUUUAUUCUCUAUCAAGAGUAUUUAUGAUGUUGAACUGCAUAGUGAUCUGAAUACUUCGCAGUUAGAUUUCCCUCAAAACUCUUGUGUAACAUAGAAAGUUCAAAGUGCAAUACAAUAACUAAUUGCUUUUACAUGAAAGAGGGUACUAGAAGUGCCUUGCUUCAGUUUGUUCUAUAUAAAGUAAUUGAUGUCUUUAAAUACCAUUUCUUCAAAAUCUUUUUACAUCCUCAAUAAUCUUGGAUUAUUGUUUUUAACUACUUGUUGUACAUAACGUUUAAUAUGAAAAGAUCCGAAAAUGUAGAAGUUAAAACUUUUGUUUAAGGAAUUAUCAAUACUGAUGAAAAGACGAUUUACUAUUUUGUUGGUGAUUCUAAUAUUAUCAUGCUUA
This is a messenger RNA of Saccostrea cuccullata (small rock oyster), 4945 nucleotides long. RefSeq lists its product as uncharacterized. The record is from RefSeq and is a predicted model, not a curated record. The transcript has 21 exons. The coding region runs from base 122 to 4510 and encodes 1462 amino acids. Lineage: Eukaryota; Metazoa; Mollusca; Bivalvia; Ostreida; Ostreidae.